AUGCACCUUCGAUUCAUCGAUACAUUCCGGUUUACACCUGAUAGUUUAGACAAUCUGGUCACCAACCUAGUCAAAUCAGCAUCAAAUCCAGAAGACUUGUCCAAAGUGCUGCCACAUACUGCCAAGGUGUUUGGAAACAAAUUGAGCCUUGUCUCAAGGAAAGGAGUGUUUCCAUACGACUACUGCGAUUCAUGGCAGAGACUCGAAGAAACAUUGCUACCACCCAAAGAGGCAUUUUUCAGCAAGCUGGUUGAUAGGAGUGUUAGCAGUGAUGAUUAUGAACAUGCUCAAACUGUAUGGAACCAAUUCAGUUGUAGAACUCUGGGAGAAUACAGUGACCUAUACUUGAAAACAGAUGUUCUCCUGUUGGCUGAUGUCUUUGAGAGCUUCCGCGAUGUAUGCAUGAAGACUUAUGAUUUGGAUUGUGCUCACUACUUUACAUCUCCAGGCUUUUCCUUUGAUGUCAUGCUGAAAUAUACUAAAGUCGAGCUUGAGCUCCUUACUGACUAUGACAUGUACAUGUUUAUCGAGCGAGGCAUCAGAGGUGGCAUAACAACAUGCGUUCAUCGACAUGCCAUUGCCAACAAUGCCUACACAGGAGCGCCUAUUGACCCCGAGAAGGCUACAUCAUAUCUCCUGUACACAGAUGCGAACAACCUGUACGGCUGGAUUGGCUACAUCUUGGAGGUGGACAUUGGGUACCCUUCUGAAUUGCAUGAUGAGCAUAACGACUUCCCAUUCCUGGCAGAGAACAAAAAAACUCCAAAAUCAGGAUCGUUGAGAUUGAUGACAACUCUAAGCAACCGUGAAAGAUAUGUAUGUCAUUACCGCACCCUAAAACAGGCAGUACAGCAUGGAUUAAAAAUCAUUAAAGUUCAUCGAGGUGUAAGGUUUGAGCAGGAGGACUUCCUAGCACCCUACAUCAUGCUUAAUACAAAGCUACGACAACAGUCAAAGAACAAGUUUGAGAAAAAUUUCUUCAAACUAAUGAACAAUGCCGUUUUUGGCAAGACAAUGGAGAAUGUUCGGAAGCGUAUGAACAUGGAGCUUGUCAACAAUGAGAAACGUCUAAGGAAACUGAUUGCCCGACCAACUUACAAGGACCGCAUCAUCUUUGGUGAGAAUAUCUGCGCUGUAACAUUGCAUAAGGAAAAAGUAGAGCUCAACAAGCCAAUCUAUAUAGGGUUAUCAGUGCUUGACAUCAGCAAGACCCUUAUGUACCAGUUCCACUAUGAUGUGAUGAAACCUAAGUACAAAGAGAACCUGCAACUGCUUUAUCAGGAUACUGACAGCUUAUUCUACAUCGUGAAAACUGAGAACCUAUACAAUGACAUCAUCAACAACCAGCAACUGAAAGACGCCUUUGAUACAUCCGAGUAUCCGACUGACCACCCAUGCUACUCAGAUGGAAACAAAAUGGUGCUUGGCAAGUUUAAAGAUGAAUAUGCUGGCCGAGCGCCACUUGAGUAUGUAGGCCUGCGAUCAAAGCUAUAUGCCUGUAGGUGUUACAAUAGUGAUCCAAAUCAGCUGACAAGUGGAUUGAUAAAGAAAGCUAAAGGAGUGAGGAGACCAAUACUUGGGCGAGAACUCUCAAAAAUGCAUCCAGAUGCUGAACGUUACAUAGGCUUCCAAGACUAUCUAGAUUGUCUAUAUGGUGAUGAGGAUAUCUAUAGAGAACAAGUGAUGUUUGGUACUAGGAAACAUCAGAUCAUGACCCAAGUCAUGAGAAAGAAGGCACUGAGCAAAGCUGAUGAGAAGAGGCUCAGCAAACAAAGGCAAGAAUAUAAGGAAAAGUUGGUCAGCAAACCUCAAAACAAGUUUUAUCCAGGUCCUAGUCAGAGUAUUGAGCCUGGUGAUAAAGUGAGAAUCAGCAAGUAUAAAAAGACGUUUGACAAGGGAUAUCUAGCCAAUUGGACUAAUGAACUGUUCACAGUAAGACGUGUGCGACCUACAGUGCCUGUAACCUAUGAAUUGGAGGACUAUAGAGGUGAACCCAUUGAAGGAGGAUUCUAUUCUGAAGAAAUUGUAAAGACAAAAGUGCCCAGUGUUUUCGAAAUUGAAAAAGUGUUGAGGAAAAGAGGGAAUAAACUGUUGGUACGUUGGAAAGGAUAUAGCUCCAGUCACGACUCAUGGAUUGAUAAGAACGAUCUUGUGUAA
Molecule: messenger RNA, 2157 nt
Organism: Nilaparvata lugens (brown planthopper)
Lineage: Eukaryota; Metazoa; Arthropoda; Insecta; Hemiptera; Delphacidae
Exons: 3
Coding region: 1-2157 (718 amino acids)
Source: RefSeq, a predicted model, not a curated record